Molecule: messenger RNA, 618 nt
Organism: Spirometra erinaceieuropaei
Lineage: Eukaryota; Metazoa; Platyhelminthes; Cestoda; Diphyllobothriidea; Diphyllobothriidae
Source: the annotation of a GenBank genome assembly
AUGGAAAGCAAAGUAAAGAUUGAAUCAAGCGAAUUUUGUAAAUUGGGUGCGAAAGGAGCCGGUCACGACGGACAAGCUUGCCUUGCAACAGGAAGUGGGGUGAGUUCUUAUGAUGACACGGUUUAACCAACGUAAAUUUAUUGUCAGUCAGUUUCAUUUUUUGGACAACUCAGUAAACAUGCCCAUGACCUUUCUACACGGAACUUGAAUUCAGAGUUCCGGUCAGAGAUCGUAAAAUUGAUAACAUGUAUAACGGCGACGUAAUGGUAAUUCACAGCCUAUUUGCGCGUUAGCCAAUUAAGUGCGGUCUAUUGGUUCGACAAAAAAUAAACGAUUUAGUACAGCAACCUAAUCAGACAUGAUCAUUCCAGUUUUUACUUAAAAUUUUCUGAAAACACCUGACUAUCUUACUUAAAUGUUUUUAUUUAGACUCCCUGUUUUGGCGACUCCGGUGCUGGUGUCUAUUGCCUCGGUGCGCAGGGACAAUGGGUUUUAUAUGGAAUCAUCAACAGAGGGAGUUUCCUCUGCGAGAAGCAGUAUGCCACAAGCACAAAGAUACUACCUCAUGCAGAAUGGAUCAGAAAAGUAAUAACGACCAGUGCAGUCCACUGGAAUUGA